AACGGCACAUUUCUGGAAUCUUCCACGUCAUCAUCCUCGUCUUUAAUCACCGCCUUCAUAGAAACGGGUAGAAGAAGAAGACGACGACUUCUCAAGAACUUUCGUUCAUCCUUUUCUCUCUCCACAAAACCCCAUCAAAUUCCCACUCUUUCGCUAUCAUAAAAAAGGAAACCUAAAAAACUAGGAAACUCCAAACCCCAUUUUCUGUCUCUCCUCUGAAACAAGCAAGAAAUCGUCAUUCAUUCAUCAUGUGGCAACAAGCGAGCAGGAAAUAUGAUAUUGAAGGAGGAUCACAACAAUUGUACCCUGUGAUGCUCGAGAACCCAGAACUUCGAUGGAGUUUUAUCAGAAAAGUUUACUCAAUCAUCGCAAUACAGUUGCUGGCUACCAUUGCUGUUGGUGCUGUUGUUGUUUCGUAUGAACCUAUUGCCCUUUUCUUUACUUCUAGUAGUGGUGGUCUCGCUUGCUAUAUCAUCCUCAUCAUCACUCCUUUUAUUGUGCUAUGUCCUUUGUAUUACUAUCAUCAAAGUCAUCCAUUGAAUUACAUACUGCUUGGAAUCUUCACUAUCACACUUGCCUUCUCUGUUGGGUUGACAUGUGCAUUCACUAGUGGGAAAGUCAUUUUGGAGUCCGUGAUUCUGACAACUGCAGUGGUUCUAAGUCUCACUGCCUACACUUUCUGGGCAGCAAAGAGAGGCCAUGACUUCAACUUCCUUGGCCCUUUCUUGUUCGGAGCUUUGAUUGUACUAAUCAUCUUUUCCAUGAUUCAGAUAUUCUUUCCAUUGGGCAAAAUUGGUGUAAUGAUCUAUGGUUGUGUGGCAUCGAUCAUAUUCUGUGGCUACAUCGUUUAUGACACGGAUAACCUCAUCAAACGAUACACCUACGACGAGUACAUAUGGGCUGCUAUUGCGUUGUAUCUCGACAUUAUCAACCUCUUCCUUUCUCUGCUAACUGUUUUCAGAGCUGCUGACAGUUAGGUGGACUUUUGCCAUUGUAUUUGUGUUUGUAAACCAUGUUAAGAAAAUGUUAACCAGUUUGUAAGUACAUAUUACUUCAAUUUUAGCAGGAGAAAUUUUUAUACUAUGGGAAAAAAAAAAAUUGUACACGGAUUUCUUUUCCGAAUUUUACUGGUUGCCUGGGUUGAAUGAGAUGCAACAUAUAGUUGUGAACAAGCUCCUUUGUAGCCAUUUUGUGUAUUAUGUUACCUACUUAAAAACUAAGGAAAGUUAUUAGAAGAAACAAAUAAAGUUGAAGCUGUUCUUGCUA
Molecule: messenger RNA, 1266 nt
Organism: Spinacia oleracea (spinach)
Lineage: Eukaryota; Viridiplantae; Streptophyta; Magnoliopsida; Caryophyllales; Amaranthaceae
Product: protein LIFEGUARD 2
Exons: 4
Coding region: 249-977 (242 amino acids)
Cellular component (GO): membrane
Source: RefSeq, a predicted model, not a curated record